AUGGCGCAGCCUCAGCCUCAGCAGCCUCUACCUCAGAGGCAGUACUCUCCAGCUCAGGCAUCGCCGUCGCCUGUUCCCCCCCAAUCGGCCUAUCAGUCUCCUGUCAACGCCUUGCCCCCCAACAAGCGGCCUCGUCUUUCUCCCGGUCCUCCGUCUCAGCCGGCAUCACCAACUCCAUACAUACAGUCAUAUGCCAGUCCUGGCGCUCCCUCUACCCCCGGCGUCACGACACCGGCAGCUACGCCAGUCUACCCGGCUACUCAGCAAGCUCCUCAGAUACCCGCUCAGAGCAGCUACACAACCCCAUACCCGAACGGCAACAGCAGCAGCAACGGCAGUACUACUCCGACGAUCGCCCUACCUGAAUCGCGACCGACACCUCCACCCACCGGACCACCCGUGCCAUACACUAAUAUCACAUUCACGCCACCUAUGUCUGCUGCCGCGACGCCGCCCCCGAACCACCAGUAUCCCCAACAAACGCCGCCACCUCAGCAGCAGCAGCAGCAGCAACCACAGCAAAUGCAGCCGCAGUUGCAGCAGCAGCAACCACAUCCGCAGCAGCAGCAGCAUCAACAGCAUCUUUAUUCACAGCAACCGCCGCAGUAUGCGCAGCAGCACCCGCACCAGCACCAGCAGUACCAUGCGCAACAGCACCAGCAGCGCAUGCAACAGGUCCCGCAGCAGCAUCAGCAACACCUGCAGCACCAACAGCCACCUCAAGGUGCCAUGGGUCCUCCGUCGAGGCCUGCCGACCGGCCCCAGAAAGAAUACGAGGCAGGCUUCUCUAUUCAGAACCCUGGGAACAAGGCGUCUUUCUAUGGCGCUGGCUCUGCGAAUCAGGCAGCCCAGCCCAAUGGCGGCAAGUCCCAGGACCAAGUGAUCGCUGAAGCGGCGGAAAAGGCUUGGCAGGCAAGCGCGAAAGCCCUUUCUGCGGAGCGGGUAGUGGAAUUGAACAGUGCAUUCCUCGUUGUCCCUAACGUGCAGGGGCGGGCAGAGUCGAUUGCGAAGGAGCAUGGGCUUACUCUCAACUGGGACAUGAAGGCCUCCCAGCCGAUGGGUAAGAUCAAGGUUAUGGAUGAGCACCCCAAACCAGUCAAGGUCAGCACAAAGGUCGGGCCUGAUGGCGCCGUCAUCAAGACAUCUGGCACUUGGAUCCCUCACGACGCCUAUCUAGCGGAUCAGCUCGCUCUCCUUUCGAUAGCUUCGAAGCAGAGGCUGAGGUCUUUGAUUGAAGACGCGCACCGCAUUGCCGUCACACGACAGCAAAGUUCCCACGGCGAGGUGCCUGACGAGUGGAAAGAGGCGGCAGGGCCCCUCAACACGACUCCUGCUGAGUCCAACGGCGAAUCCAAUGACGUUGGGGGCAAGGCUGACUCCAGCACCCACCCCCUAAAACGCUCUCUCAGCGGUGCCGACUCGGCCAAUGGCACCCGUCCGGCUAAGCUCCGCAAAGCCCAGCCCGCGAACACAACUACUGUCAGUGCGUUAAUGAGAGACAUCGGCAAGGCAGAGCGAGAGUGGGAGGAGUCGAGGCUGCGGAGACGAAACGCCCGCAAAGAGGGGAUCACAGACACUGGUGCAGGUGCAAACCGUGCGGGCUCUGCGGCGCCUGGCACCCCUGGCGUAUCAGCGCCCGAUGGCGAGAAAGCCAUGACGAAGAAGGAGCAGAAAAAGUUGGAGGCUGCGAAGAAGGCCGAGGCGAGCAGCCACGCCAACCAAAACACUACCAGUCGCGAGUUUCUAGGCCUGACGAACACUUCGGGUCUCUUCGGCAAGAAAAAGGGGGGCAAGUCUUACUCAUGGAUGACAGGUGGAGGCAGCGGUGCGAGCACGCCGAAGGCUGGCGCUGGAGGAAAGCCAGGCGCCCCUACAGCUCCGGGCACCCCAGUUGUGCCACCACCAAGCGCCUUGACAACAGAUGGCAGUGCGCAUCGCAGACCAGGCGCGUGGCGUGAGGAUAAAGAUAAGGGAAAGAACAUCCAGCUCCGCGACUGGGUCUCUGCGCUAGAAGGCGACGGCGUUGAGAUCAGGGCCAUGCAGCGAGCGUAUGCUCAACUCGACACCUCUGGCCCCAAGCAGUAG
Verticillium alfalfae VaMs.102 is the source of this 2085-nucleotide messenger RNA. RefSeq lists its product as hypothetical. The transcript is spliced from 3 exons. The record is from RefSeq and is a predicted model, not a curated record. Bases 1 to 2085 code for a protein of 694 amino acids. Gene Ontology annotation, cellular component: transcription factor TFIID complex. Gene Ontology annotation, biological process: DNA-templated transcription initiation. Lineage: Eukaryota; Fungi; Ascomycota; Sordariomycetes; Glomerellales; Plectosphaerellaceae.